Messenger RNA from Lolium rigidum, 1353 nucleotides. Its product is annotated as protein SMAX1-LIKE 3-like. Lineage: Eukaryota; Viridiplantae; Streptophyta; Magnoliopsida; Poales; Poaceae. The record is from RefSeq and is a predicted model, not a curated record. Gene Ontology annotation, molecular function: ATP binding; ATP hydrolysis activity. Bases 1 to 1353 code for a protein of 450 amino acids. The transcript is spliced from 2 exons.
AUGCGGAGCGCCGGCUACACGGUGGUGCAGCAGGCGCUGGUGGAGGUGGCGGCUGCCGCGGUGUGGCAGGCGGCGAAUCUAGCGAGGCGGCGCGGGCACGCGCAGGUGACCCCGCUCCACGUCGCCAGCGCAAUGCUCUCCACCGGCGGCCUCCUCCGCGCUGCCUGCCUCCGGUCCUCGUCCCACUUGAAGUCUCCCGCGCUUCGGCCCGAGGCACUCCAGUUCUGCCUCGACGUCGCGCUCAGCCGCCUCCCGAUGGCCUGGCCACCGGCCGCCGCCAUGUUCAGCAACCACGGCGCGCCGGUGAUGGCGCUAUCGAACGCGCUAGUGGCGGCGCUGAAGCGCGCGCAGGCACACGAGCGCCGGGGCUUCGCGGACGGCGGCCAGCGGCAGCCGCGCGGGCUCGUCGUCAAGGUCGGGCUGGAGCAGCUCGUCGUGUCCAUCCUGGACGACCCUAGCGUCCACCGCGCCUUGCGCGAGGCCGGCUUCUCAGGCCCUCAGGUCAAGGCCAAUGUCGGGAAAGGAGCCUCGUCGGAGCAGUCUGAUAGCGUGCAUAGCCACCGUAGCGACGACAUAGCUUCUCCAUGGCCGCCUACGUGUCUGCAGCAAAAGUUCAUCGAACUCACCUCAGAGAAUCUCAAGAUCUUGUGUGAUGCCCUGGAGCGGUGCGUCCCGUGGCGAAAGGACAUCGCCCCUGCAAUAGCGGCCACCGUGCUGCGGUGCCGAUCCGGCAUGAUGAGGAGGCCGGCCUCCUCGAUGGCGUGGCUGCUCUUCCGAGGAAACGAUGUCAACGGCAAGAGGUCAAUGGCCCAGGAGCUCGCUAAGCUUGUAUUUGGCUCCUAUAGCGAGUUCACCUUGAUUAACUCCGCCAACACCUCUAGCGACGCUGGUGACCGCGCCCUCAAGAGGAGGAGAUCACCAGAUGUCGGCAGUGGCUAUGUCGGGAUAAGGUUGUUCGAGGCACUCAUAGAAGAACCUCACCGUGUUGUGUUCAUCGAUAAUAUCGAUCAAAUCGAUCACGAGUCAGAAAUCGCAAUCAAGAACGUGAUCGCGACGGGGAGAGUCAUGGGCUGCAACGGCGCCGGCAUAGCCAGUCUGGAGGAUGCCAUUGUAGUGUUGAGCUCUGAAGUGUCUGAGCCAAGGUCAUUCACUUCUUCAUCCCCUCCGACCAAGCGACGAAGAAUUGGUGGACUGGACCAUGGGGAAGGUGGUGCGGAGAGGCAAGUAGAAUCACGUCGUUUUGUCUUUGAUUUGAACGCUCCUAUGGAGGAUGCAGAAGAGCAGGAGGAAGGUAGCUCGGUUGACAGUAUGGAGAUCAUGGGUGUUGUGGAUGGUGUUUUUCAUUUCGAUUAG